Rhopilema esculentum is the source of this 1437-nucleotide messenger RNA. The record is from RefSeq and is a predicted model, not a curated record. NCBI's taxonomy places the organism in Eukaryota, Metazoa, Cnidaria, Scyphozoa, Rhizostomeae, Rhizostomatidae.
AUGGCGGAGCUGAGAAAGUUGGUGAAAUCGCGAAGCGGACAUCGCCUUCACGUGCGGAACACUAUUCAAACUGUCAAUGGCCUAAUGGAUAACAAUACGAAUCCUACCGAGGAAUGGAUCGCAAAACUAAAUUCGGCAAAAAUUACGUUUGAAAAGCAAUUGAGGAUAAUAGAAACAUUAGACGAAAAAAUUGAAGACAUCAUAGAUGAAGAAGAAAUAGAGAAAGAAAUCGUCGAAAAGGGCGAAUUCCAAAGCAAUGUACAAGACGUUAUCUGCAUAAUUGAAUCGAUAAUCAGUCGUGAUGAGAAAGAGAGAUCGAAAAACUCAGAAUCUAUGUCUUCGUCACGUUUAUCAUCAACGGGAGAAGGAUGUAGACGUAAACUCCCAAGUCUCGAGCUACCGAAAUUCGAUGGAGAUCCGGAGAAAUGGACUCCGUUUUACGACAGCUUUUUGUCAACUGUUGAUAGCCAUCCAAGUUUGGAGCCUGUGGACAAGUUUCGGUAUCUACUAAAUUGUUUGAGUGGAAUUGCGAAGGAUACGUUAACCGGCAUUAAUGUAACUAAUGCGAAUUACACUGAAGCUUUGGAGUUGCUCAGAUCACGAUUUGGAAAUAAACAAAUAAUUAUUUCACGUCAUAUGGAAUCCUUGAUAAAUUUACCGAAUGUACAGUCGAGUAGCGUUCAGCAGCUGAGGACCCUUUACGAUAAAACGGAAGGCGUUAUACGGAGUUUAAGAGGUAUUGGAAUCAAUUCCGAUAGUUAUGGAACAUUUGUAACACCUAUUCUUAUGUCAAAGAUUUCGCCAGAAUUGAGAAUAACAUUAACAAGAAAUUUAUCGGAAGAGUGGGAUUUGGAUGGGGUUAUGCAGGAAUUUGGAAAAGAGUUGCAGUUAAGAGAAAGAUGCGAGUACAGUACGAUGGCUGGGGCUGCAAAUUCGUUUACUGAGGGCAGGAGGAAUACAAGAAAAGUUGAUCAGAUUCAACCAUCAACGACCUUUGUUUUUUAUAACCAAGGAGGAGCAAGUUACCAAGGUGAGCGGGAACCAUCGUGUGUAUUUUGCGGAGGCCGACAUUUCUGGGAUCGGUGCACGUCGGUGACAGACCCAUUUGCAAGAAGAAGGGUUUUACGGCAGAAAGGCAGAUGCUUUCUAUGUAUGAAGGGGAGUCACAUUGCGAGAGAUUGCAUGACAACAGGCAAGUGCAGAGUAUGCGGUGGGCGACAUCAUACCUCGAUCUGUGGCAACAAUAGGAAUUCGAGAUUUAAUCGAAAUCAAUCUGGAAUUGCUAGACAGGAUAAGGCCUCAUCAAAGGGUAUGAUACCUAAACAACCAGCCACUACAAAUUUAUUGGUAAAUCAUGAUAUGAACAAAAAACAGUUUCUCAUGCCAACAGCACAAGGAUCUGUGUCGAAUCCUUCUGAUAAAGAGGAUGGUACUUGA